Cordyceps fumosorosea ARSEF 2679 is the source of this 690-nucleotide messenger RNA. Its product is annotated as copia-like retrotransposable element. The record is from RefSeq and is a predicted model, not a curated record. NCBI's taxonomy places the organism in Eukaryota, Fungi, Ascomycota, Sordariomycetes, Hypocreales, Cordycipitaceae. The transcript has 2 exons. The coding region runs from base 1 to 690 and encodes 229 amino acids.
AUGCCACCCUCCAAGACAGAAGUUGUCCUCACAGGAAUCGACAAUUGGGAUGACUGGCAGAAAUUUGUCGCAAGCUUAAUCGAUAUAGAUAUCUGGGAGGCAAUCAAGCCGAUCAAUCGAACGCAGGUUCUUCAGAAGAAGCCGAGACGGCCGCAAGCUUCAGACUUCAACCCGAAUGCCGAAUCAGAAGCCAACCUUACGGCAUCUCAGGUCAAUGCGUUCAAGCUCGCACGCGACAACUGGAAAGAUAGCUCCAAGGAGUAUGAGCUCCAAAAGGCGAACCUGAUCAAGGCCAAAAGUGUUGUCAUCAGCUAUGUGGAUGAAAGACUAGGUCGAUACCUCGAUCAAGACGAUGAUCUCCCGCGCUGGAUAGACAGUCUGGCGGUAGCGGUCAACGCUGAACAGACCAAGGCUGCUGAUGCACUCGUAAUGGAAUAUCAGCAGAUUAUUCAGUCUUUCAGUUGUACCGAUUCGACAACUUUCACCGACUGGAUCUGGAAGUGGGAGAAUUUCCUGCUAAAAGCGGCACGUCGUCGAAUGCUCGAAGUCACAGGCGGCCGCUGGUUAUUUGACAUUGCCCGCUUGAUGGCCAAGCAUAACGGCAACUUCACUGACAACUGCAGACAAGCUGCAGAGUUGUUUACGGCCAAAACCAAAGCCUACAACCAAAACUGCAAGAGGCUGCACUAG